Messenger RNA from Gloeophyllum trabeum ATCC 11539, 663 nucleotides. RefSeq lists its product as uncharacterized. Lineage: Eukaryota; Fungi; Basidiomycota; Agaricomycetes; Gloeophyllales; Gloeophyllaceae. The record is from RefSeq and is a predicted model, not a curated record. The transcript has 2 exons. The coding region runs from base 1 to 663 and encodes 220 amino acids.
AUGGCCGGUCAAACGCGGGUACCUACUCUGUGCACCCGACCAUCGUUCCAGCGUUCCUUCCAACGCUUCUCAAUCGAACCCGGGUGGACGGGCGUCCUGGCGACUCGGUGGCGGCUAUGUACCAUCUCGCGAACGCUCGGAAUGGUGCGCGCGCUGCCUCCGCCUCUCCCUCCGACCUGCGGCGGCUCUCGUCCGGGCCGUGAGGGUGCGCCAGGCGGGUUUUUCGCCGCCCCCCCCUCCCGCUUGCUCCGCCCGCCUCGGGACACUUUCUGGUUGGUCGGGCCGUCAUGCGUGCCAUCCCGGUCUGUGUGCUCGUCUGCGCUCGUCUGUCCGAUGCAGUUCCGCUUGAAUGCGGGUGGCGCCGACAUCAAGUGGGCCCGGUCGCGCACGGGUGCUGGGUUUGUGCGUGGGCGACGCCCGCUGGAGCGCUUCGGUCUCGCUGGACGGCACCCGCUGCCAGUGGGCGCACGGGACUCGCGGUUGUCGAGCUCUCUGUCCGACGCGCGGACUCGACUCGACUCGACUCGACUCGACUGUGCGCACGGAGUUGGGUGCCCGCGCUGCGCGCUUGACAACCGUCGGUCCGUUUGUGCGGGGACACUUGCUGGGAUUGCGCGUGUGCGGAUUGGCGCUGGCUGGGGGAUUGAUUCACGGCUCAAGUAG